This is a messenger RNA of Lathyrus sativus (Indian pea), 831 nucleotides long. The record is from the annotation of a GenBank genome assembly. Lineage: Eukaryota; Viridiplantae; Streptophyta; Magnoliopsida; Fabales; Fabaceae.
AUGGAGUCCCUGAAAAUGCAAUUAACUCCAGAAUUUCACCAAACCCAAUUGCAUUUCAUGAACAAAUUUUCUUCCAAACUCAAACCCACUAUUGAUAUCAGAUCCUUCUGCGCCUCUUCUCUUUCCCAAACCCAGAAUCUGAACAACCCUGAAACCACAGUUCCUGUCAGAAAGCGUAGGUCUUUGGCUUCUUCCAAUGACCAACUCAAGGAGAAUUGGCUGGCUUCAAUCUCUUACUCUACUCCAGGAAAUACCCAUCUUUUGAAUGAAGACAAAUUUGAGGGCUCCACCAGAUGGUUCAUUGGAAUCGACCCAGAUGUUUCUGGCGCUGUUGCGUUGCUGAAAAUCCAUGAUUCGGUUUGUUCUGCUCAGGUAUUUGAUUCUCCUCAUGUGCAAUUACUUGUUGGUAAAAGAACACGAAGACGUUUAAAUGCCAGUUCUAUCGUUCAAUUGAUCAGUAGUUUUGAUGCUCCACCUGGAACCACUGCAUAUAUAGAGCAGUCAAUUCCUUUUCCAAAAGACGGGAAGCAGGGCUGGUGGAGUGGAGGAUUUGCAUACGGGCUGUGGAUUGGGAUUUUAGUUUCCGCAGGAUUUACUGUUGUUCCAGUGCCAUCUUUUACUUGGAAAGCUAAGUUUGAACUCUCUGGAAGCAAGACUGCAAAGGAUGAUAGCAGGAAACUUGCAUCCACAUUAUUUCCAUCACUGAGUUCCCUGUUAAGCAGGAAAAAAGAUCAUGGAAGGGCAGAGGCUUUAUUAAUUGCUGCAUAUGGCAAAGACCAAAACAAAAGCCAUGAACAUUCUGAGACCAUCAUUGACAAAUUGGAAACUUGA